Molecule: messenger RNA, 3081 nt
Organism: Haliotis rufescens (red abalone)
Lineage: Eukaryota; Metazoa; Mollusca; Gastropoda; Lepetellida; Haliotidae
Exons: 20
Coding region: 17-2974 (985 amino acids)
Biological process (GO): sulfation
Cellular component (GO): cytoplasm
Molecular function (GO): sulfotransferase activity
Source: RefSeq, a predicted model, not a curated record
CGUCAUAUAUCAGUUUAUGAAACACUACCACAAAGGUCCUGCUCCACCGGUGGCGCCCGUCACAUGCACAUGCAAAGAGGAGAUGUCAGCCCUUGCCGAAAAAGCCAUGGCGUCCGGGUAUAAUCUGGACCUGGUCGUACUGGACGGCGUUGUACUGGCAAGGUUCCUAGUUGAUACUAUGAAGAAGGUGAAAACGUACCCCAUCAGAGACGACGACAUCAUCCUGUGUACAUAUCCAAAGUCAGGUACUCACUGGGCGUGGGAAAUCCUCAACAUGAUCGUUGCAGGCAAAGUGGGGUAUACUAAACACUGGCUGAAUUCAGCAUUUCUCGAAUACAGGACUGAAGAGGAACUUGAGAAACUGGCAUCUCCGCGAAUUCUCCACACCCAUCUCCUUCCGAGCCAACUGCCAGAAGCCAUAUGGACGAGUGGGUGUAAGGUGGUGUACGUCAGUAGGAACCCAAAGGAUUGUGCAGUGUCCUCCUUCAGUCAGGUCAGCAAACAAGUCUGGAAAGACAAUCCUUUACAGAAACCAACUUUUUCUGGCUCUUGGGAUGACUAUCUUGACUUGUUUCUGGAUGGUUUCGGAUUUACACCAUGUGGAUCGUACUUUGACUACAGACUUCAAAUGACCAACAUAUUCGACGCUUACAAAGGCUUCGAAGUAUGCAGUGUGCAGUAUGAAGAUAUGAAAAAGGAUUGCGUUAGGGAGACAAGACGAAUGGCUGAAUACCUUGGGCGCCCUCUACCGGAACAAAAAUACAAAGAUAUAUCUGAAGCAUGCUCCUUCAAAAAUCUCAAAUAUGCCAGCGAAACAAUCAAGGAUCAGACGUAUCACUAUAAAUGGCAGGAUGGGUCGAGCGGAUACUUCAGGAAAGUUUCGAGGUAUCUCGACCUCCUGUCACUGCAAAACCGUCAACCAUUUGGACCGAUGGACGCAUGGAUUGAUCACCUCAUUCUUGGACAAGAAACGAUAUCAGAGGUGAAUUCUUCAGAUAAAGAUCACCUAACUCAUGCUCUUAUCAAGCUUGAGAGUGAGCGCGAUCUGCCUAAGGUCAACUUACCGAAGUUCAGUGGUAAAGCUAUUGAAUGGCUUUGUUUCAUCGAGCAGUUUCAUGCGCAAUUUGUCAAGAUGGCCACCCCAGCGGAAAUAGCAAUGGCAGGGGGAAUUCCUUACGACAUGACAGACGAGGACGGAGUUGUUCAAAUGACUAUCAUUGCAGACAGGUUAAGAACGUUGAAGUCUCGUCGACUCCGGGAAGAUGACAUCCUUCUGUGCACAUUCCCAAAGUCAGGCACUCACUGGACAUGGGAGAUCCUUAACAUGAUCGUAGCAGGCAAGGCCAAGUAUACCAAACACUGGCAGAACUCCGCAUGGCUGGAAUACAGGACUGAAGAAGAACUGGAGGAACUGGCAUCACCAAGGAUCCUCCACACCCAUGUACUGCCACGGAAUGAUCCAUGUAUGUAUCAAUGUUCAUACACCCCCCAUGCAUGCAGGCAGCUGCCCGAGUCGGUAUGGAAGAUGGGAUGUAAGGUGGUGUGCGUCUGGAGAAACCCCAAGGACUGUGCUGUGUCCUACUUCUGUCAGGAGAGCAACCAGGUCUGGAAAGAUGACUCGAACGUCACGUGCAGCUUUACAGGGUCAUGGGACGACUUCCUUUCCUUGUAUCAGAAUGGUUACGUUGCGUACGGGUCAAUUUUUGAUUACAUAUUUGAUUGGAAGAAAACAGCAGAACAAUACAGUAUCUGCCAAGUUCAGUUUAAAGACAUGAAACAGAAUUGCGUGAACGAGAUAAGAAGAAUGGCUGAAUAUCUUAACCGCCCUCUUCCGGAGAAAACGUACGUUGAGAUAGCAGAAGCAUGUUCCUUCCGCAACCUGAAACACGCCAACGAGAACAUCAAGGAUCAGACCUACCACUUCAAGUGGCAACAGGGUUCAAGUGGAUACUUCAGAAAAGGAAAAACCGGUGACUGGAAGAACUGGUUCACAGUCGCCCAAAGCGAGAAAUUCGAAAAAAUAUAUGAAUCAAAGCUGAAUAAAUCGUUCCCUACCACGGAGGCGGUCACGAACAAGGAGAUGUCAGCCCUUGCCGAGAGAGCCAUGAAGUCUGGAUACAAUGUGGAUCUGGUGGUACUGGACGGUUAUGUGCAGGCAGGGUUCAUGGUUGAAGCUAUAAAGAGGGUGAAGACGUACUCCAUCAGAGACGACGACAUCAUCCUGUGUACAUAUCCAAAGUCAGGUACUCACUGGGCGUGGGAGAUCCUCAACAUGGUUGUGGCAGGCGCCGUGGGAUACACGAAACAUUGGCUAAACUCGGCGUUUCUGGAGUACCGGACUAACGAAGAACUGGAUGAACUGCCAUCACCUCGAAUUCUCCACACCCAUCUCCCGCCCAGCCAACUGCCAGAGGCCAUAUGGACGAAACGAUGUAAGAUGGUGUACGUCAAUAGGAACCCAAAAGAUUGUGCAGUGUCCGCUUACAGUCAGCUGUGCAGACAGGUCUGGAAAGACAACCCGUUACAGAAACCGACUUACACUGGCUCCUGGAACGACUAUCUUGAUUUUUUUCUCGAUGGCCUUGGAUUUACAACUGGCGGAUCGUACUUUGACUACAGGCGCGAAAUGACCAAUAUAUUCAACACCUACAAAGGCUUUGAAGUAUGCAGUGUGCAGUAUGAAGACAUGAAAAAGGAUUGUGUGAGAGAAAUAAGAAGAAUGGCUGAAUACAUUGGACGCCCUCUACCGGAUCAAAUGUACAAGGAUAUAUCUGAAGCAUGCUCCUUUAAGAAGCUCAAACAUGUUAGCGAGAAGGUAAAGGAUCAGACCUAUCACUUUAAAUGGCAGGAAGGGACGAGCGGAUACUUCAGAAAAGGUGAAACUGGUGACUGGAAGAACUUCUUCACUGUGGCACAGAGCGAGAGAUUUGAUAAAAUAUACGAAGAAAAGUUGAAUGAACCUCUAGUUGUUUGACAUCUGCCGUAAAUAGAUCUUUCUUUCUGAAAUGUAAGUUUCAAACCAAAUAGCAAUACAUAAACUUUAACCUGUGGAUUAGCAGUAAAUAAAAUAAAUCAAGCACA